AUGGAUCCGAAUCAGAAGCCUCACACCUUGGUUGAGACUUUUGACCGAGCCAACUACAAUUCUAUCCACGAGUAUAAUGUAGCUCUCAUAACUUUCUUGACUUAUCCUGUAUCAACAUGCACAACUGAGAGUACCUUCAGUGGUAUGAGGAGACUGUGUAAUAAUAAUACUGAUUGAUGCUACAGUUGACUGACAUGUAAUCCUACCCCCUGGAAUGUGCUAUAUAUAUCAACCACAUUCCGCACCAAGAACAGAGAGAUCAAUAAACCUUCGAGCCAGUCAACCCUUGUUAUGUUUCUUAGUUAAAACCCUGAACUCGUUCAUCUAAGCAAAGCUUAUUACAUGGUGUCAGAAGUGGCCAAUCAUGGAACACAUGAAGCCCAUAGGACCUCUACGAAUGGACGGCAACGUCGCAGAAAACUGGCGAAAAUGGAAACAGAGGUGGGUCCUCUAUGCGAAAGCGAGUGGAGUAGACUCAAAAGACGAAGAAACACAAUGUGCAGUCUUACUACACACCAUAGGAGAAGAGGCACUUUCAAGUAUACGACACUUUUUACAUUUACAGAAACCGAGGAGAAUAAGAUAGAACCUCUCGUGGCAAAGCUAGAGGCGCACUGUGCCCCAAAGAAGAACGUCACGCAUUUAACGCUUAUCUUUUCUUCUCGCACGCAAAACGGACGGCCUAUCGCGCCGUUACCGAUCUCCGCACAAAAGCCAAAACCUGCGUAGUUUGGAACACUCAACGAUAGUCUAAUAAAGGACAGAAUCGUGUGUGGAAUCGACAGCCAGAGUGUAAGGGAGCGACUCUUACGCAACAACGAGCUCACUCUAGAAGUAGCCAUAAAUACCCGACGAGCCGCAGAGACGAGUAAAACUCAAAUGGAGUCCCUUAACAGCUUGGAAGCAGCAGCCGUAAACCGUCACAAAGAACCAAAAACAGCCACCAAGAUAUCAGCCUAUGAAGAAAAGGCAGCAGAAACAACAGCACCAGCAAAUAAAACCGUGUGGUCGUUGUGGUUACAUCCACAAGCCAAAACAAUGCAGGGCGUUUGGACAAACAUGUCACAAAUGUCAAGGGAGAGAUCACUUCGCCCAUAUGUGCCGCACAAAAGGCGCAAAUACUGGCCACAAAACACUCAAUGAAAUCGAACAGCAGUCAGACACUGACUCAGAUGAGGAUCUAUUCCUUGGAGAAUUAGAUUCGUCACAAAAUGACAAAAACGAACUGUUCACGAAACUAACCGUGAAUGAGGAAGAGAUCAGCUUCAAAAUUGAUACAGGCGCACAGUGCAAUGUCAUUCCCGAACACGCCUAUGAAAAACUGAGCAAGAAGCCAAGCCUACAGCCUACUAACGUUAAGAUAACUGCAUAUGGUGGGGUACGUGUGCCGAUCAAAGGAACAUGCACAAUGACAAUCAAGAAAAACAGCAAAAACCUUGAUGCCAAAUUCCUUAUUGUCGCCGUUGACAAGGCUCAACCCUUAAUUGGCCUUCAAACUUGCCGAGAUCUGGAACUGAUAAACAUUAACAACGAUGUUAAUGAAGUCAAAACAAGUGGAACAGAAAUUCUCGACGAAUUUAAAGAUGUCUUCACCGGACUUGGUUUAGUCAACGGAGAAUUUCACAUCGAGCUUCGAGAAGACGCAAGGCCUACAAUACAACCGUCACGGAAAAUUCCUCUGAGCCUGAUGCCGAAACUACAGAAAACACUAGAGAAGCUGACAGAAAUGGAAGUAAUCAGCAAAGUUGAAAAAGCAACUGACUGGGUCAACAGCCUAGUCAUCGUGGAAAAAAAAGACGGCUCAUUGAGACUUUGUUUAGAUCCGAAAGACUUGAACAGAGCAAUCAAGCGUGAACAUUAUAAGCCGCCCGACAGCGAAACCAUUUCUAGUAAGCUCAAUGGGAAGCGUGUUUUUACGGUAAUUGACAUGAGUAACUGCUACUGGCACAAAAAGUUGGAUGAAGAAUCAUCCUAUUUGUGCACAUUCAACACGCCUUUUCGGCCGAUACAAGUUUAACAGAAUGCCGUUUGGUAUCUGUGUAGCGAGUGACGUCGCUCAGAGAAUGGUGGAUGAAAACUUCAGCGACAUUCCAGGAGUUCUCGCAGUGCACGAUGACAUUAUCAUCGCCGGAAAGGACACUGCGGAACACGACCUAGCUCUCAAACAAGCGCUGGAACGCGCAAGAUCACGCAACAUAAAGUUUAACCGCAGCAAAGUACAGCUCUGGCGUCAACCAAGUGAAGUAUCUUGGUGAUAUCGUGACCGCCGAUGGAUUCAAGCCAGAUCCCGAGAAGAUAAAAGCAAUUGUGGAAAUGCCAGAACCACAAUGUAAGCAAGAUUUGCAACGCCUACUUGGCAUGGUCAACUAUCUGUCGCAGUACAUACCAAACAUGUGUCAGAAAUCACAGCCCCCCACGCAACUUGUUGAAAAAGAACAUGCAAUGGGUGUGGUAUGACGAACAUCGAUCCGCGAUAGAUAAGCUGAAACACGCACUCACGAACACUCCCGUUCUGCAGUAUUUCAACCAAGACAAGCCAACUACAAUCCAAACCGACGCCGCAAAGUGGAAUCGGAAGUUGCCUCCUGCAAGAAGGACACCCGUGAUUUCGCGUCAAGAUCGCUGACGAAUGCCGAACAGAACUAUGCUCAAAUCGAGAAAGAACUAUUGGCUAUUGUAUUUGCGUGCGGCGAUUUCACCAAUUUGUCUCACGACAAUGACAUAAUUGUGCAAAGUGACCACAAACCACUUGAGGCGAUAAUGAGAAAGCCAUUAUCUCAGACACCCCGAGAAUUCAACGAUUGCUAAUCAGGCUUCAAAAGUACAAUUUGACAGUUCAUUUUGUACCGAAAACUGAUGUUCAUUGCAGACACUCUAUCAAGAGCGUACCUAAAUGAGACUGUUGAGGGUCCCCAAGACCUCAAUGAUGACAUCAGUGAUGAUCCACAGUUUCAUCACCGAAAUCCCAGCGAGUCCAGAAAAGUUGACACAGCUGAAAAAUGAAACCGCCAAAGAUGCAACACUUCAGGCGCUGAAAGCUCAAAUACAAAAAGGUUUCCCACCCCAUAGAAAAGCCUUGAGACCAAUUCUCUCGCCAUACUGGAUUGUCAGAGAUGAGCUAAGUGAAGCCGACGGUCUUCUAUUCAAAGGAAGACAGCUUCUCAUUCCAAAAGCCAUGCAGAACAGCGUCCUGGAAAUGAUACAUGAAAGCCAUCUUGGAAUUGAAAAGUGUAAAGCACGAGAAAGAGCCAUUGUUUAUUGGCCUGGAAUGUCACGCGACAUCCAUGAUACUGUUGUCAAGUGCCCGACAUGCUUGACACACAGACACAAGAACCAGAAGGAACCAAUGAUUCCCCAUGCCAUACCAGAUCGUCCAUGGCAAAAGCUCGGAUCCGAUGUGUUUGAACACAAAGGAAAACCGUACCUAGUAGUGGUGGACUACUACUCCAAGUACAUCGAAACUAGCCUAAUGCGUGACAAAACCGCGGGAACCAUUGUCACGCACAUGAAGUCAAUCUUUGCUAGACACGGCAUCCCUGAAGAGCUCGUAUCAGACAACAUGCCUUACAACAGUAAAGAGUUCAAACGAUUCGCAGAGCGACUGGGGAUUUGAACUGAUCACCUCAAGCCCCACAUAUCCGCAGUCUAAUGGCCUCAGUGAGAAAGCAGUACAAACCGUUAGCGAAUACUAAAGAAAGCAAGCGACCCAUACAUCGGCCUGAUGGAGUACAGAAAUACUCCAGUGACAGGAAUGACAUAUUCGCCAUCCCAGCUUCUCAUGAGUCGCACCACCAGAACCAAGAUCCCCGUAACACAAGAACUCCUGAAACCAAAGAUUGCUACUGAGGUCAAACAACAACUGUUAGCCUGUCAACAUCAGCAAGUGCACUAUUAAAUCAAGGAGCAAAGCCCUUGACAGAUCUCAAACCACAGGAAGCUGUCCGUCACGCCAAGGAAAGACCUGGGUACCUGCCGUAGUAAACGAGAAAGCAGAAACCCCAAGAUCCUAUUUAGUCACAACUACGACCGGACAACAAUAUCGCCGGAAUCGCAAGGAUCUGCUACAAACUGGAGAAAACCCUCCUGUAAUAUCAGUCCCGCAAGACAACGACUUUAAUUACACUACAGAAACUCAGAAAACCUCAGCAACCCCCAACAAAGAACAAGACCCUGUACAACCUCCUGAACAACAGCAACCCAACAACCCAGAAUCGACGACACCACCUAGACGCUCCUCGCGAAUCACUACUCUUCCCUUUAAAUUCAAGGACUAUGUCAUGAAUUUCUAAGAACUGAACACUGAAAAUUAGAACAUUGAACUUUUGUCAUACCGGAAGUGUCAUUGCUAUUAUUCGAUUAUUUUUUUUAAUGAUAGUGUUUGAUUUCAUUCUCAAAAAGGGAGAUGUAAUAAUAAUACUGAUUGAUGCUACAGUUGACUGACAUGUAAUCCUACCCCCUGGAAUGUGCUAUAUAUAUCAACCACAUUCCGCACCAAGAACAGAGAGAUCAAUAAACCUUCGAGCCAGUCAACCCUUGUUAUGUUUCUUAGUUAAAACCCUGAACUCGUUCAUCUAAGCAAAGCUUAUUACAGACUGCAAACUCCUUUACGAAGGACUAUGACAGACCAGAGAUUGAGCUCUAUUGCAAGUCUAAACAUACACAAGCACAAGGACGUAAUUGAUAUCGAUGGCACUAUAACAGAGUUUGCCCGUUUG
Porites lobata is the source of this 4715-nucleotide messenger RNA. Lineage: Eukaryota; Metazoa; Cnidaria; Anthozoa; Scleractinia; Poritidae. The record is from the annotation of a GenBank genome assembly.